This is a messenger RNA of Anoplopoma fimbria (sablefish), 1561 nucleotides long. RefSeq lists its product as uncharacterized. Bases 54 to 1058 code for a protein of 334 amino acids. The record is from RefSeq and is a predicted model, not a curated record. NCBI's taxonomy places the organism in Eukaryota, Metazoa, Chordata, Actinopteri, Perciformes, Anoplopomatidae. The transcript has 4 exons.
UCAGAUGAGAGGAGCAGUCACUCUGCAGACCCCUGAUUCUCAGAAAGAUAAAAAUGUAUCUAAAAGUUGUGAUCUUCGCCCUGUCAUUUUUGACAACUUCAGCAUACCCCCUCCACCGUUACACCAGGGAGGCAACCAGAACUGAUUCAAAGGCCAACGAGGCUCAUGACAAGGCAGAACCCACAAAGGAUGCGGAUCAUAUCUACAAGACCAACAUUGACAGCAGUGACCUUUACGACCCAGAUGAUCACAGCAAAAACCCUGUGGCAGAAGAGAUGCAACGCAAAGUCAACAUGGAGUCUGAGCGUCUGCGAAUCCGUCUGCGCCAAGAACUGGCCGAGCUACGAGAGAGGUUGUCCCCAUCUCCAGCCCACCUCAGCUCCACUCUGGCCAGCAUGAGGGAGCGUUUGGCUCCCCUCACCCAGCAGCUCCAGAGCUCUCUCAGCAGCAACACCAAAGAUUUGUGUGGCCAGCUGAGCCUCUAUCUGCAGGGCCUGGAGACAGUAGAGACCCAGGCCGAGGCCAGUCCGGGUCUGUACCAGGAAGCCUUCCACUGGAUAAGUCAAACCCUGGAGCACAGCAGCUCCAAGGUGGCCGUCCUCGUUAGCGACUUCCAUACUAAAACUGUCGGGGUGGUCGAACAUCUGAAAGAGAUCAGUGCUAGCGAGCAAGAGGCAGCUAAGUCAGGGCACUGGCAGGAAAUAAGUUCUAGGUUGGGACAGGAAGUGAGUUCGCUGAGGAUGGAGGCACAGAAGAGGAUGGGGGCUCUCAAAGCAGAGCUUGCCGCACUUCUAGAAACUGAACGGCCGAGUAAGGCUGAAGUCUCAGCCAGUAUGGAGCGGUUCUGCCAAAAUGCAGCCCUGCAGAGCCAAGUGUUUCAGGUCCGAAUGGAGAGGCUGUUUCAGGGGCUUGAAGAGGAGUUGGAGGUCCAGGUAGCCUCCAGCCAGUAUUCUUCUUCCUCUUCCUCCUCGUCUGUACAACCAUAUGGCUUUUUGCAGGAGGAUUUCUCAGUUAAACUCUCUGCUCUGAUCCAAGACAUUAUGCACUCAGUGCAGUGACAGAGACAACUCUACAUUUUUACAAAAAACUACCAAUUAACUGCGCUAUCGUCCUAUUAAAGUGUAUAAUUGUACAUGUGUUCAAGUCCAUACAUUUGGUCUGUUGUUUUCUAUUGUACCAGCAAAGUAAGUAGCCUGUAAAUAUUCAGUGUUUUCUUUUGAUUGAUUACUGUAUUUCCAUCAUUCUGCAUGUGAAGGAUAGUGUUAUUGUCAGUAUAUGUUUACUAUGCAUAAUAUCAACCACAGAGUGCUGCGCCAACCCGAUUUCAAACUUUAUUUUUAAUAUGUACAAAACAGAUCUGACCUAUAUACUGCAGAUCAUGCAGUAUGUGCAUUGUGCUCGAAAAUAUAUAUGUGUUUAUAUGUAAAUAACUGUUUAAGCAAAGUGAUUCUGUUCAUGAGACCCAUGAUAUUGGUAAGACUGUCAGUUGGCAUACUUGCAAGCCAUUAUGAAAGCAAAUCUAUGAUAACAUACCAUAUUAAAAUGACUGUUCUUUAAAUGC